UCUAGAAGCAAUUAAGCUUAUAUUUCUAUCCUUUUAUUCCACUACAGCAACGAAACAGGACAAAACUGACCGCUACACGUUCUUAACUUACUCAUAAAUUUUAGGGUUUUUCAUUUUUCUUGGAGAAAAUUUGGAGAUUAGGAAUGGAUCCAGGAAGUGCAUCAGGGCUUGGCCAUAAUUCUCUCCCACCGGCUUUCCACACCAGAGACUUCAAUCUCCAACAACACCACCACCAACAGCAACAACAACAGCAAUUCCACCACCAGCUGCAGCAGCAGCAAAACUCCGAAGAGGAACAAAUUAGUGACACAAGUGGCCUCAAACGCCUCCGAGACGAAAAAAAUGACGACCUAAAUGGAGGCGGUAGCCAAGGAAAGGAAGGAGAAAACCUAAGACGCCCCAAAGGCCGCCCCGCAGGAUCGAAAAAUAAACCCCAACAGCCCAUCAUCAUCUCCCGGGACAGCGCUAACGCAUUCCGCACCCACGUGAUGGAAAUCUCCGAUGGAUGCGACAUCAUGGACAGUGUAGCCACAUUCGCACGAAGACGUCAACGGGGCGUUUGCAUCCUGAGUGGGAACGGAACGGUCACUAACGUGACACUCCGUCAGCCAGCUUCCCCUGGCGCAAUUAUGACACUUCAAGGCCGUUUCGAAAUACUAUCACUCUCAGGAUCAUUCCUGCCCCCGCCAGCCCCGCCCGAGACCAUCGGGCUAACAAUAUACCUGGCUGGCGGUCAAGGCCAGGUUGUUGGAGGAAGCGUGGUAGGUGUACUUAUAGCAUCGGGUCCGGUUGUCGUGAUGGCAGCUUCUUUUAGUAAUGCCGAGUAUGAGAGGCUGCCGUUGGAGGAGGACGUCGGUCCAGGGCAUCCGUUAGGAUCUCCUGGAGGACAGAAUGCGCAACAGAAUCAGCAGCAGUUGCUGGCUGAUCCGUCGAUGUUUCAUGGAAUGCCACCGAAUCUUCUGAACUCUAUACAAUUGCCAACGGAAGCGUUCUGGGCUACGGGUAGGCCUCCUUAUUAAGCGACAAUUUAAUUGUUUUUGUUAAGUCGGUGAACUAAAUUACUUUGAAUGUUGAUUUAGGAAAGGUUGAUUAGAGAUAAUGAUAGUUGUAUUAUUCGAAAUUCCGCUUUGUUUAUUUUACUUAGGUGUUGGUUUAAGUGAGUUAUGUGAUGAUUAAUUGAGUUGAGAUUAAUGGGCA
Daucus carota subsp. sativus is the source of this 1197-nucleotide messenger RNA. Its product is annotated as AT-hook motif nuclear-localized protein 26. The transcript has a single exon. Lineage: Eukaryota; Viridiplantae; Streptophyta; Magnoliopsida; Apiales; Apiaceae. The record is from RefSeq and is a predicted model, not a curated record. Bases 144 to 1019 code for a protein of 291 amino acids. Gene Ontology annotation, biological process: vegetative to reproductive phase transition of meristem. Gene Ontology annotation, cellular component: nucleus. Gene Ontology annotation, molecular function: DNA-binding transcription factor activity; minor groove of adenine-thymine-rich DNA binding.